Messenger RNA from Phaeodactylum tricornutum CCAP 1055/1, 345 nucleotides. RefSeq lists its product with no specific name. The coding region runs from base 1 to 345 and encodes 114 amino acids. NCBI's taxonomy places the organism in Eukaryota, Bacillariophyta, Bacillariophyceae, Surirellales, Neidiaceae. The transcript has a single exon. The record is from RefSeq and is a predicted model, not a curated record.
AUGCGUCGUCCGAGGAAGGUCACUCCCGCUGUUCCGGCCCCUGCCGCAGCGACGGACUCACCGGCUGAUGCCGCGUCCGCAUCCGAAGAGGAUGAGGAGUUCGGAGGAUUCGACUCCUCCGACGGUGAGGAGCCUUCGGGCACCGCACCGCCAUCGCCGGCAUCUUCGGAUGAUGAAGGUGAUGGCAAAAAGACUGCAAAGCCUUUGGCUCGCAGCAAGAACACGUCUGACGAAGUUGUUUUGAAUCGUCACGAAAAUCAGCAGUCACCAGUGCAGUUGCGCGAGGCCAUGAAAAUUCUGGGGGACUCGAAAUGUGGGGGCCAACGGAUUGUUGGUAUAAACUGA